CUCACUCCUCCUGGGCGCCUAGAGAGGCUCCGGAAAUGCCCGGGAGGGGUGGGCACCGCAGGGAGUCGGUGACGCACUUCCGGCAAGGUUUUAUUCGUACUUUUGGUCACCUGGCGCCGCGGGUCGUGGUUGGACUAACUGCGGGUAGGAGGAGUACCGGAGGGGGCCGGGCCGGAUAGGGCCCCGCUUGAGACGGGACAGCGGGGACCCGCCGCUCUGGGAAGGUCCGAUGAGUUCCGUGGCUUUUUGCAGGGUUUGCUGUCUUAUCACUUGAAGGCAGAACUCCGGAAAGUCAGCACGUGCUGGAGAAAGAUGAGUUCGAGCUUGACCGCGAGUCAAGUCAGUGACGCCGAGGCAGGAGCCUGGAUGGCAGCUGAGAAGUCUAGGGUCGCCGCGCCGUCUCUGCGUGAUGGACUUUUGAUAGUGAAAGUGGAGGAAGACUCACCCGGAGGUCAGGAGUCGGACCUGCCCGCGGACUGUCAGGAUUCCGAAAAGUCGCGGCAGCAGUUUAGGCGGUUCCGUUACCAGGAGGUGGCUGGACCCGAAGAGGCGCUAAGCCGGCUCAGGGAACUUUGUCGCCGGUGGCUGAGGCCUGAGAUGCAUACGAAGGAGCAGAUCCUGGAGCUGCUGGUGCUGGAGCAGUUCCUGAGCAUCCUGCCCCAGGAGCUCCAGGCCUGGGUGCGGAAGCACUGCCCGCAGAGCGGGGAGAAAGCUGCGGCCGUGGUGCGCGCUUUUCAGAGAGCGCUUGAUGGGGCCUCACCCCAGGAGUUGGUGAAGAUUGAGAAUGUGGCUGUGUCUCUAAACUGUGAGGAGUGGGAGCCUCUGGACCCAGCUCCGAGGGAGUUCUGCUGGGAGAGCGCACAGGAGGAUCGUAGGACCUCGGUCUCACUGGUCUCGCCGAGUUUGGAAACCAGAACCGAGAACAAAGACUUUAUUCCAAAACAAGAAAUUUUAGAAGAAGUAGAGCCGCAGGGGCAGCUACAAGAAGGGUCCCACAGGAAGGCUCCCCCUGGAUGUAGUGACACUGGUGAGAUAGGGGUAGAAAAGCAGUCAAGAAAUCCCUCAUCAUUGAAGCUGGAAAAUUCUCCUGAAGAGGAAGGACUCCCCCGCACCGCAGAUCUCAAGAAUGGUCCCACGGAGGAGGGAGACUUCAGACAUGACCAACUUGGGAACAGGGCCAAAAGUUCAAACUCUGUUCUUUGUCAGCACGUGCAGGCCACAGGGAGGCCCGUUGACCACAAUGACCUGGGGGACAGUUGUACACAGAGUUCAGAGCCGGUAAAGCAUCACACAGUGAAACCUCCCCACUCCUUUGACAGCGAGGAACAGCUCCACAGUGCAGACCUCUUUAAGACCCAGCGACACUUCCGUGAAGAAAGGCCGUAUAAAUGCGGGAACUGUGAGAAGAGUUUCAAACAGCGUUCUGAUCUUUUUAAACACCAGAGAAUCCACACGGGGGAGAAACCCUACCAAUGCCAGGAGUGCGGGAAGCGCUUCAGUCAGAGCGCUGCCCUGAUCAAACACCAGAGGACACACACGGGCGAAAAGCCCUACACCUGCCCUAAGUGUGGGGACAGCUUCCGGCAGAGCUCCCAUCUCACCCGGCACCAGAGGAUCCACAUAGGAGAGAAACACUUCGAGUGUCACGAAUGCGGGGAGACCUGCCGUAUUUCCAACCGUUUUAGACAUCAGAGAAUUCACAAAGGGGAGAGACCCUACACGUGUGAGGAGUGCGAGAAGAGCUUCAAACGGUGCUCAGACCUCUCUAAACACCAGAGGAUCCACACUGGGGAGAAGCCGUACGGGUGUUCUGUGUGUGGGAAACGCUUCAGCCAGAGUGCAACCCUCAUUACGCACCAGAGGACUCACACUGGAGAAAAACCUUACAAAUGUCUUGAAUGCGGGGAAAGCUUUAGACAGAGUCCACACCUUAUCCGACACCAAAGGAUCCAUAGAAAUAAAGUCCCACCAUUUUGACAUGG
Messenger RNA from Lynx canadensis (Canada lynx), 1982 nucleotides. It is a transcript of the gene ZNF394, whose product is annotated as zinc finger protein 394. Bases 313 to 1977 code for a protein of 554 amino acids. The transcript has 3 exons. Lineage: Eukaryota; Metazoa; Chordata; Mammalia; Carnivora; Felidae. The record is from RefSeq and is a predicted model, not a curated record. Gene Ontology annotation, molecular function: DNA-binding transcription factor activity, RNA polymerase II-specific; RNA polymerase II cis-regulatory region sequence-specific DNA binding. Gene Ontology annotation, biological process: regulation of transcription by RNA polymerase II.